This is a messenger RNA of Nematolebias whitei (Rio pearlfish), 2938 nucleotides long. RefSeq names its product DAZ interacting zinc finger protein 1 (gene dzip1). Gene Ontology annotation, cellular component: ciliary basal body; cytoplasm. The record is from RefSeq and is a predicted model, not a curated record. The coding region runs from base 1 to 2808 and encodes 935 amino acids. The transcript has 19 exons. Gene Ontology annotation, biological process: cilium assembly. Lineage: Eukaryota; Metazoa; Chordata; Actinopteri; Cyprinodontiformes; Rivulidae.
AUGGUAACCGGCUGGACGCCCUGCCUGUCGCCCCGGUGGAGGAUGCCGUUUCAUGAUGGAGUCUACUACCCCUACAGCAGCGACACCCAGGGGACCCACUCCUCAGCGGGGAUCCCCUCCCUCCUGAACUCCCCGCUCAGCCAGCAAUCCGCAGGCAUGACUCCGUCCAGCGGCGCCUCCGCCUUCCUCCCCUUCAAAUUCCGUCCCCGCCGGGGGAGCGUGGACUGGCGGCGCAUCAACGCCGUGGACGUGGACCUGGUGGCGAGCCAGCUGGACGUGGACGCCCUGCAGGAGCACGUCGGCACGGUGGCCUUCUGCAGCCUGGACGGCGAGCGGUGCCAGCGGUGCCAGAGCCCCGUGGACCCGGCGCUGGUCAAGCUCCUGCAGCUGGCCCAGCUGACGGUGGAGUGGCUCCUGCACUGCCAGGAGUUCCUCAGCCUGAACCUGCGGGCGGCGGAGGAGCGGCUGGCGGCGGCCGGCAGGGAGCGGGAGCAGCUGCUGGCUCUGCACGGGAAGCAGGAGGAGAGGGUGAGGACGCUGACGGCCGAGCUGAAGCAACGCAAGAAGAUGAUCCGCACCCAGCAGUCCCUGCUCGCACCACGAAUCAUCAGCAGCCACAAGUGUCUGCACUGUGACAAGUCCUUCCUGAACUCCUCCUUCCUCCAGAACCACAUGCAGCGCCGACAUCCUGAUGAGCUUCAGAUCCAGCUGCAGUCCGACGGCGAGAAGCAAUCUCAGAUCGAAAGCCUCAAACAGGAAAUCAGCAGCCUGAAGGAGCAAAUAGUUCAGCAGCAGCAGGCUUUGCAAACCAAAGUAGCCGAGGAAAAGGAGCAGCAGAACAUGCACAAGGAGCUUCUGCGAGACCUGGAGCGCUUCAAGGCGGAGGAGAUGGCUCGCAUGGACCGGAAGAUUGAGGACAGCCGGGACGGGAUCCGCCGGGAGAUGGAGUUCCUGUACAACCGCAACAUUCAGGCUCUGAGCGAAGUAAGUCAGACGCCCAAACAGGACAAACCCGUCGGCUCGGUGAGCCCGCAGCCGGAGAGAGACGUGGACGCGUACAAAGACGUGCAGCUCCAAGCUAUCCAAAAGCUGGAACAGCAGAUGAAGAAGCAGGAUAAAAAGUGGGAAUCCAGACUGCAAGACAUUAAAGAUCAGCAUGAGUCUGAAAAGAAUCAGCUGCUGGACAAGCUGAGCAGGAUGCAGUCGUCCGUGACGGAGCACCAGCAGCACAACCGCUGGCUGCAGCAGGAGAUGAGCAGGAGGCUGCAGGAGAGCGAACAAACCAUCACGGCUCAGAGGGAGCAGAUAAGGACUGUUUCUCGUAAUCCACCCGCUAAAGUGGUCGAAGUACCAGUUGCCGUCACGGCUCCGGCCCCAGAGCUCAAACCAAAGAGAGUCGGACUCGGUGAGUUGGUUGCACGACCUCUUUGGGUUACGAGCGUCGGCUCCUGUGCACCCGCCCGUGUAGAGGAGUCAGUCUCUGCUCUUAAGCUGGAUCCUAUUCAAGAGUUGUCGGAAGAGGAGAAAGACUCCAGCAGCGUCUCGGAGAAGAGGCCGGCGGCGAACAAACCCGAACCUUCAGCUGCUAAAAGGACGUCCAGCAGCGCUCUGAAGAGGAACCCCAACAUCAAGCGGGAGAUGCGACCGGAGCUCGAACUCUCCGUCGUCAAGAAACUAGAAAGCCUGGGCAUCAGGAGUGAUCGAAGUGGUUUGAAGACCAAGGAGCUCACGUCUCUCCUGGCCAAGUUAAAGUCGAGGCGGGAGGCUGCAGCGAGAACCUCGCCGGACUACUUGAGCUGUUGGGAGGAGAUGAUGAGCAUCGUGGAUCAGAAACUGGGAGUUCAGAAGAACCAAGCUCCUCCAUACUCUCAGACCAGAUCCAAACAGCCUGUUCAAGUGAUGCGGAUCCGCCCGCGAUCCAGCAGCCUGCCCUCUAGAGCCAGCCAGGUGACGUCUGUAGCCUCUGUCAAACAUCCGAAGACCCCGCAGCCAGCUCCAAGAACCAGAACCGUCCAGCCGAAGACGUCUACGCCCAACAGGACCGUUCUGAGGAUCGUCACAAGCAAGACCCCUCCCUUUAGUUCAGAUGAGGAAUCUGAAGAGGAGGAGUCCAACUCUGAGGAGGAGGAGGAGGAGGAGGUGCCCCAACAGAGCAAGUCACCGAAACCCAGGUUAAACCAGGCGACGCCAGUUCAGACCAAAGCCAGUAAACCCAGUCCAGUCCCGACCAGGCACGCUUUGGUCAGCCAGGCCUCCAAACCCCUGCAGUCCCGACCGCCGGUGACCCGGACAGAAGUCACAAAGGUGGAAAGCGAUGAAGACGAUGACGACUGGUCCGACGUCAGCGAGCUGCAGGAGAUCGCCCCAAAACAGCUGCAGGGCUUCCAAGACCAGAACGGAAACAUUAACAAGAAAAACUACGGGAAGGAUAUCAUUAUCAGCGACAUGGUCACAAAGUUUGAGAAGCAGUUCACAGAGCGAGAGGUGAAGAAGCCAGCAGGAGGCGUAAGCAUCUUACCUGAGAGAACGCAUGAGACGCACGAGCUCUUGUUUACAGAUCUGGAGGAGAGCAGCGACUGGGUGGUCUCUUCAGAGGACAAACAGGAAGUGUCCAAACCAGCUUCUCUCCGUGGCUCAGGACCCCUGAGGAAGAGCCUGGACUCGCCCAGCACCAGCGUGUGGGGAACCUCCACGGGAAAGGGACACAGAUCAGGUCUGACUGAAGCCGGAACAGGAAGCACCCUGAAGAGCAGCCUCGUCUCCCUCAGUGACUUCAGCGACUCUGAGGACAUUAGCAAUAAACAUUAGUAGCACAGACAAGAAGACCUCAACCAGCUCGUCUGACCUCAGCACUUGAUGCCAAAUGGCGGUUUUAUAUAAAACCUGUAACACAAAAAGGAACGCAAUACUUUACACAAGAUCCAGGAACAGACUUUGA